This is a messenger RNA of Agrilus planipennis (emerald ash borer), 1004 nucleotides long. RefSeq names its product ADP-ribosylation factor 1 (gene Arf79F). The transcript is spliced from 4 exons. Bases 133 to 681 code for a protein of 182 amino acids. Gene Ontology annotation, cellular component: cytoplasm; plasma membrane. Gene Ontology annotation, molecular function: GTPase activity; GTP binding. NCBI's taxonomy places the organism in Eukaryota, Metazoa, Arthropoda, Insecta, Coleoptera, Buprestidae. The record is from RefSeq and is a predicted model, not a curated record. Gene Ontology annotation, biological process: intracellular protein transport; vesicle-mediated transport.
AGAGUACAAAUCCUUCCACGUCCGCCAUAUUGACGUGCACGUCAACUGUAGGGGAUAUAUUUCGUGAAUGUGUUAGCAUUUUUCUAUUUUUGAAGAUUUAGAACAAAGAAAUAUCAUCCAAAACCUGGAACCAUGGGGAACAUGUUUGCAAAUUUAUUUAAAGGCCUUUUUGGCAAAAAAGAGAUGAGGAUAUUGAUGGUAGGACUUGAUGCAGCUGGUAAAACAACAAUUUUGUAUAAAUUAAAACUAGGAGAAAUUGUUACAACAAUUCCUACUAUUGGAUUUAAUGUGGAAACUGUAGAAUAUAAGAAUAUAAGCUUUACUGUAUGGGAUGUAGGUGGUCAGGAUAAAAUUAGGCCAUUAUGGAGACAUUACUUCCAAAACACACAGGGCCUCAUUUUUGUAGUGGACAGUAAUGAUAGGGAACGUAUAGGUGAGGCAAAGGACGAGUUGAUGAGGAUGUUAGCUGAAGACGAGUUGAGGGAUGCAGUGCUUUUAAUAUUUGCAAACAAACAGGAUUUGCCAAAUGCAAUGAACGCGGCCGAGAUAACAGACAAGUUGGGCUUGCAUUCGCUAAGGAACAGAAACUGGUACAUUCAAGCCACCUGUGCUACUAGUGGAGAUGGUUUAUACGAAGGCCUUGAUUGGCUUUCUAAUCAGUUAAAGAAUGCAAAUCGUUGAAGUGAAGUGUGUUACGUUUCGCAAUCGUUUUUCAGACGAUUGUCUUUCGAAAACUGGUUGGACUAUCAGUGUUACUGUACCGUAUGUUGCAAUUAUGAUAUUUUAGCAGUUGUCUGAUGUAUGAUUAAAAACUACAAACUAAAUAAACCUAUCUGAUUUCUAAUUAUUUUAUCGGUGAUCGUUUCAGCCCGAUCAUACAUUGGACAAGAGCAACGAUAGUGAAUAUUUUUAUAGUGUAUUUAUGCUUUAUUAAAACUUAUUUGGUAUGAAAUGACUUGUGUUGUUUCUCUGCUUCUCCUUUUAAUAAAGCAGUUUUUAAUUUA